CAAGUCAUCGGACCUGUCAAUCAGCCGCUCGGCGCCCUUUGAUGUCGGGACUCCUCGCCUUGUCUUGGGCUCAAAUGAGCUGUUUGCUGUUGUAGGGAAACAUUAGUCUUCUACCGACUCCACCAGCCGGGGGACGCCACAUCUCAACUUUUUUUUUUCUUUCUUUUACGCAUGUGGUGGGGCUUUUUCUGCACUUUGGAGGCGCCCCAGACUGAGAAGAUUUAACGCAGAAGUCCCUCUACUUUUAUUUUUCUUUUCUUAUAAUUGAUUUUCUUUUUAAGCACAACGCAGAAACACACAGAAAAAGAAGCGUAGCGUACCAUCGCAGGGGGUGGAAGUAGAAAACAUGCCUCAGCUCAGCAGCGGCGGCGGGGACGACCUGGGAGCGAAUGAUGAGAUGAUCUCGUUCAAAGACGAAGGAGAGCAGGAGGAGAAAAUCCAAGAGAACGCGUUCACGGAGAGAGACCUGGCCGACCUCAAAUCCUCUCUGGUGAACGAAUCGGAAAUAAAUCAAAGUCCGAACGCGGCGGCGGUCAGACGGGGACAGCAGUCUGAGCAGAGGGGCUUCCCAGACAAACACCGGGAGCAUCUGGACGGUGUGUCGAAGCAACAAGAUGGAGGCAUGUACAAGUCGCCGGCGUAUCCAGGGUACCCGUUCCUGAUGCUGCCAGACCCGUAUCUCCCCAACAGCUCGGUUUCUCCAUCCUCCAACAAAGUCUCGGUGGUGCAGCAGUCUCACGGGAUGCACCCGCUGACGUCCCUCCUGCCCUACAGCAACGACCACUUCAGCCCCAGUCCUCCACACCUGCCCACAGACAUGAGCCAGAAGACAGGAGUUCACAGGCAUCAGUCCCAGGACCUCUCAGGGUAUUACUCCCUCCCUCCAGGCGGCGUCGGACAGAUCACUCCCUCCAUGAGCUGGCAGAGCCAGCCAGUCUAUCCAGGCCUGUCCCCCUGUGGAUUCAGGCAGUCCUACUCCUCCAACCUCCCCAGCGCCUCGUCCUACUCCAGGUUCCCUCACUCUCUGAUGCUUGGAACGUCAGGCAUGCACCCCACAGGGAUCCCCCACCCGGCCAUAGUGCCCCCUACAGGCAAACAGGACCAUGACCAGUACGACAGAGGGAUGUACGUGAAGCCGCAGGAGGCCAAGCGGGAGAAGGAGCCCAAGAAGCCGGUCAUCAAGAAGCCCCUGAACGCCUUCAUGCUCUACAUGAAGGAGAUGAGGGCGAAGGUGAUCGCCGAGUGCACGUUAAAGGAGAGCGCCGCCAUCAACCAGAUUCUGGGCCGAAGGUGGCAUGCGCUGACCCGGGAGGAGCAGGCCAAGUACUACGAGUUGGCCCGAAAGGAAAGACAACUGCACAUGCAGCUCUACCCGACCUGGUCCGCUAGAGACAACUACGAGGCGGGCCUUAGCGGGGUCGCAGGGGAAAAGAGUAAAGCUGAUUGGGGCAAGAAGAAGAGAAGAAAAAGGGAGAAGCAGCAGGACUCCAACACAGACCCGGGCUCUCCUAAGAAAUGCCGGGCUCGCUUCGGCCUCAACCAACAAACGGACUGGUGCGGUCCUUGCAGGAGGAAAAAGAAGUGCAUUCGCUACCUUCAAGGAGGAGGCUGCCCCAGCCCAACUUCUUCAGAUCUAAGUGCUAUAGACUCUCCCCCGUCCCCGUCUCCCUCCCGCCACCACCAUCAUCACCACCGCCUCCUCUACCAGCGGCCUCCCUCCCCAGGCUGCUCCCCGCCGCUGUCCACCACCCCCCCAACAUGCCUCUCCCUGUCCCCGCACACGCCGCGCUCACACGCAACACGCUUACCCCCGGAGCAGUCCGCCGCCAGCAAGCGCGGCGACCUCCGUCAGCCGGCCGCCAAACCGGCCCACACACACCUGGAACUGUCCGGCAGGCAGAAUAACGGCAGCUCCACGGCGCUGUCGGCCGCCAAGGCUGCAGGACUCUCCCUCAAAGUGCUAUCAGAGACUCAGUGAUCAAUGUUCACAUCCUCCCCCAGCUCACCUCCGCCUCCUCCAGAGCCGUGAAGAUCACCACCUCACUCACAGCAGGCUUCUUAUUUUUGAUAAAAGAGGCUGUCGUGUCUCAGUUCAGAGGCUGGAUUCUCCAAAGUCUGUAGUUCUGCACAUUAAAAGUCCUCAUUAAAUUCACACAUUUCCUAGAUUGGUGUUUAAUUCUAAAAGGUUGGCACGUUUUCCCACUUUGGCUCAGUUUUGUUUCAUUUUGUCACAAAUCUGAGGAUCCAACCUCUGAACUCAAAGAGCACACAGUCCUGCUUCCACAGAGGCAAAACCAAGCGGAGCCCAAGAAGAAAAUGUCUUUAAAAAUCUGUGGUUCUUUGGCUCCAUCUGCUGCAGUUAAACUGAGCCAACAUGAUUACUUUUGCCUGGUGGACAGCUCUGCCUCUGAGUAGUUUUACAAAGAACUCAACAGCAAUUUGAUGCUUUUUUUUUGUUUUUUCAACUUCCGUGACAAUCAACUGUUUGGCAAAUAAGCUCUUAAUGAAAAAUCAAGACUAUCAAGAGUCCAUAUUUACAAAAAGACACCCUCCUUCUCCUUUUCAUAUCACUCUCAGGCUGCCAUUUUCACAUCGCAUCACGUCCAUUAAAAACCAUGAAAGGGGAGCAGAGACCAACGAGCACCCAGCCUGACCAGCAGAACCUCACAUCCCAGGAGACACCAUUCCCUUCUUCUUUUUUUAUCCGGCCAACAGUCUGACUUCACUUUCAGUUUUUAAACAUUUAUACCUACAUGUGCAGCUUCUUUGACAACAAAAAAAUAAAGAUUUUUACAGCGAAAAUUCUCAAGUUACUUCUUUUAGGCACUUUCAGGCUCUUCAUCUCUGGCUUCAUCGUCCGUUUCGUUGUGUUUUUUGGUAUUUUUUGUUUCAUUUUUAAGGUCAGAUGUUUUGCUGGUGGGGAAAACCUUCAGAGAAGAGUUUUUUUUUUAUUUUGUUUUAUUUUAAAGAAGAAAAAGUCUCUUGGCUGUUUUACAUUUUUCCGCUCCACAAACUAAUCUGAGACCAAAUGGGUACUAUUAUAUUGCAUUGUGUUGUAAAGUUUUAUAAUUAAACUUUUCUAUGUUUUUAUGUAAAAAAACAAAACAGUUAAUGACCAAAAAAAGCUUGUUUUAGUUUCUACCAUUUCUUAAAGCAAUACAUUUUGUGUUUGUCUUUUUUUUUUUCAUGUCAAGUGUUACUGCAGCAGCGUUCAAACUAUAUCUUGUGUUUCUCAGUCGGUGCAUGUGACAGACAUUUUAAAUCAGAAAAGAAAAAAAGAUAAAGGCUUUCAUUUACCGCUCUGCUCGCAGCUUCGAACUCGGCUUACAACUCUGUGGUCAAAGUGUAGGUUGAGCUUUUUGUACAGCAAGUUGUGUUUUCCUCCAGCAGAGAGCGCUCUUGUGCUAGAAAUCUUUUGAUUUGAGGAUGUUCAGGUCGGUAGCGGAAACACCUCAGCGAUGUCCUUUUGUAUUUUUUAAACGCCUCUGAUGUAUGACUUGUGUUCUUUUUUUGUUUGAUGUAAUAAAGUGUUUUGAAUAUCUCGUCCGUGUCUGCCGGAGCUGUGACACAAUUAGCUUAAAAAAAGGCUGGAAGCGUCAACACAAAAAGGCCAGACAGCAUCCAUUUAACAGGUUUUAUUCACUCCUUCAAUGUUCGACCAUCCCGAAAACCAGCAUCAGAGCUCAUCUGACAGCUUUCCUAUUCAAUACAACAUGAAUUAGGAACGAGUCACCCAAUGCUGUGUGACAAACACACAAGUACUUCGAGUCCAAGGAACAUUAUGCAAAAAAACCAAAAAACUACCUCAUACUUCACUUUUCCUAUAAAGCGCUCCUCUUAACAUGGUUUCACAAAACGGAUACAUUUACAGAGCAAAAAUAAAAUAUUCACCCUCAUUUUCCAUUGUCAAAAAAGCCAUUUUAUUUAUUCAAUUUACCCUAAAAGAAAAACAUGUCCAGUAAAAAAAAAAAAACAA
This is a messenger RNA of Acanthochromis polyacanthus (spiny chromis), 3976 nucleotides long. RefSeq names its product transcription factor 7 (gene tcf7). The record is from RefSeq and is a predicted model, not a curated record. Gene Ontology annotation, biological process: regulation of transcription by RNA polymerase II; canonical Wnt signaling pathway. Gene Ontology annotation, cellular component: beta-catenin-TCF complex. Bases 347 to 1978 code for a protein of 543 amino acids. The transcript has 13 exons. Gene Ontology annotation, molecular function: DNA-binding transcription factor activity, RNA polymerase II-specific; RNA polymerase II cis-regulatory region sequence-specific DNA binding. Lineage: Eukaryota; Metazoa; Chordata; Actinopteri; Pomacentridae.